Molecule: messenger RNA, 501 nt
Organism: Eucalyptus grandis
Lineage: Eukaryota; Viridiplantae; Streptophyta; Magnoliopsida; Myrtales; Myrtaceae
Exons: 2
Coding region: 1-501 (166 amino acids)
Source: RefSeq, a predicted model, not a curated record
AUGCAGUCUACGUGCCGGACCUCCUCUUCUUCGGUGGUUCCUCCACUGGCGACGGCCGCCGGACUGUGGGAUUCCAGGCGGAGUGCCUGGCAAGGGGGGCUGGCAAAGCUGGGAGUGCAGCAGUGCACAGUGGUCGGGUUCAGCUACGGCGCGGUGGUGGCGUUCAGGUUGGCCGAGUUGCAGCCUGAGCUGGUCGAGUCGGUGGUGGCGACGUGCUCUGGCCCGGUGCUGACGGAGUCGCUGACGCGGGAGUGCUUAGAGAGGUUGGGGUUUCCGACGUGGUCGGAAUUUCUGUUGCCUGAUUCGGCGAGUGCACUGAAGAAGUUGCUUGAAAUUGGCAGCUUCCACUUCCCUAGACUCCCCAAGUGUGUUUUCAAGCACGCUUUAGAGCCUUGGGGUGACCAGCUACCGACGAAACGAGGGGUAGAGACCUCGUCGGAGCGUCGCCGACCCUUAGCAAGGCCGCGCCUCGUCAACCGAGCCUCGCCGAGAUUGUCAUGA